AGUCCUCUAAUCCUCUCUCGCUCGCUCUCUAGUCUCUUUUCUUCUCUGGUCUCGCGUUCUCCCUCCUCUGUUCGCCGCUUUAUACCGCCCGCCCGCCCACCAGAACGACAUACAUCCUCCUCCCCCGUCCCCUCCAAUGGGGAACCCGCCGGAGCUGUACCACAAGAUCCUCAACAUCCCCAAGGACACCUCUCCGCAGGAACUCCGCGCCGCGUACAAGAGCCUCGUCAAGAAAUGGCACCCCGACAAGCACCCGCCGUCGUCCAGGCCGGAGGCCGAGGCGCGCUUCAAGGCCAUCAGCGAGGCCUACGAGGCGCUCCUGGACCAGCAAGAGAACAGGGCCGUGUUCGGGCCGUGCAACGGCGACCGGGCGGGUGGAGGCGCCGGGGCGCGCGUGGAGAGGACGCGCAGUGACGGUUUCUGCGCGAGGAGCGCGCCCGGCACCCCGGCCAGGGAGUUGAAGAAGGUGUACAGCGCCGGCAACCCCGGCGGGCGCCGCGCCUUCGCCGAGUUCUCCAGUUCCAUCGUGCGCAAGGCGCCGCCGCUGGAGCGCAGGCUCGAGUGCACCCUCGAGGAGCUCUGCCGCGGAUGCAGCAAGGAGGUCACGUUCACCCGCGACGUCGUCACCAGGAACGGGUCGAUCGUGAAGAAGGAGGUGACGCAGACGGUGCAGGUGAAGCCAGGGUGGAGGAAAGGGAAGCAGGUGGUGCUGGAAGGCAUGGGGGACGAGCGGCCGGGGUGCCUGCCGGGCGACGCCGUCCUGACGGUGUCCGAGAGGAGGCACCCGGCGUUCAAGCGGGUGGGCGACGACCUGGUGCUCAGGGCGGAGGUGCCGCUGGCGGGCGCGCUCACCGGCUGGUCCCUCUCGUUCCGGCUCCUCGGCGGCCGGAAGGUGACCUGCUCGUUCGAGGACGAGGUCAUCCGCCCCGGGCACGAGAGGGUGAUCCGCGGCGAGGGCAUGCCGGUCCCCGGGCGGAAGGACGGCGCGCGCGGCGACCUCAGGGUGAAGCUCGAGGUCGUGUUCCCCACGGAGCUCUCCGACGAGCAGCGCGCCGGCCUCGCCGAGAUCCUCAGAGGGUCCUGCUGAUCGGUCGGUGUCGCCGUCGGUCCAAUUAAGUCCUAUCGUAUCAAGUUUUCUUGGGCGUGUGACCGUGUCCGAUGAGUAACUGAGUACAUAAAGAGAGAUGGUCGACGUUCGUUGUACAUACGGGUUGUCUAUGUAUAUGUCGAUAUAUAUGAAACGUGAGGCAAGCCUUGUG
Zea mays is the source of this 1259-nucleotide messenger RNA. Its product is annotated as dnaJ protein. Gene Ontology annotation, molecular function: protein-folding chaperone binding. Gene Ontology annotation, cellular component: cytosol. The record is from RefSeq and is marked validated. Lineage: Eukaryota; Viridiplantae; Streptophyta; Magnoliopsida; Poales; Poaceae.